This is a messenger RNA of Perca flavescens (yellow perch), 1439 nucleotides long. RefSeq names its product solute carrier family 35 member E1 (gene slc35e1). Bases 1 to 1122 code for a protein of 373 amino acids. The transcript is spliced from 6 exons. The record is from RefSeq and is a predicted model, not a curated record. NCBI's taxonomy places the organism in Eukaryota, Metazoa, Chordata, Actinopteri, Perciformes, Percidae.
AUGGCUGCGGCGGACCGGCCCCCUGUUAGGGAAGGAGUACGGAUAGUUUUUCUGUGUGUGUGCUGGUACACGGUCAGUUCGGGGGGCAACAUCGUCAACAAAAUCAUCCUCAAUGGAUUCCCGUACCCGGUCACAGUCUCUCUGUUUCAUAUUAUUUCUAUCGUCGUCUUCCUCCCACCGUUGUUGCGGGCAUGGGGAGUCCCUAGAACAGAACUGCCGAGCAGGUAUUACCGGUGGUACAUCCUGCCUUUAGCUUUCGGAAAAUACUUUGCGUCUGUGUCGGCACACUUCAGCAUAUGGAAAGUACCCGUUUCAUAUGCGCACACCGUCAAAGCUACAAUGCCAAUAUGGGUUGUGCUGUUAUCAAGAAUUAUCAUGAAGGAGAAGCAAACCACGAAGGUGUAUGUAUCGCUCAUCCCCAUCAUUGGAGGAGUGCUGCUGGCCACAGCAACUGAGCUGUCCUUUGAUGUUUCAGGACUAAUCAGUGCUCUGGCUGCCACGCUGUGCUUCUCUCUGCAGAACAUCUUCUCCAAAAAGGUGUUGCGCGACACAAAGAUCCACCACUUGAGGCUUCUCAACAUCCUGGGCUUUAAUGCUGUUCUCUUCAUGCUGCCCACCUGGGUUCUGGUGGACCUCUCUGUGUUUCUUGUUAACGGAGACCUGUCGGAGAUCUCAGGAUGGUCAGGUACCUUCGUCCUCCUGCUCAUCAGUGGCUUUUGCAACUUUGCUCAGAAUGUCAUCGCCUUUAGUGUACUGAACAUCGUCAGCCCGCUCAGCUACGCCGUCGCCAAUGCCACCAAGAGGAUCAUGGUCAUUAGCAUCUCACUGCUAAUGCUGCGCAACCCGGUCACCCUCACAAACGUCAUGGGUAUGAUGACGGCCAUAGUCGGGGUCUUCCUUUACAACAAGGCCAAGUAUGACGCUAACAAGGAGAAGAAGCUGCUGCCAAGCGCCAAGCAGGACCUGAUGUCCUUUGAAAACCCAGCGCUGGAGAAUAUCCAGGCCAACGGGUCAUUGCCUUUCUCCCACGGGUCAGAGCAACAUCACAACUGGAACAACGUGCUGACCGACCACUUCCAGUACAGCCGGCAGGCCUACACGAAAAACCAGUACGUGGUGUAAAGGAGGAGUCUGUCCUUGAGACGGGUGGCUGUCAUAGACAUUACUGUGUGUAGCCACCCUCCCAGCAGCGGGGGACAGCCCCGCUCCAAACACGAGACUGAAGGCAAGUGCUGUUUGUUCUGGAUAGGAAGAAUGAGAUGGCCAGUGGCAUGACUUCUCCCACGCUCCUCCCUGUUUAAACUUCACUUUCUGACAGCAUCGCUGUAUGUCAUUGUUUAUUUAUUAGUUUGGUACCGACUGUAUGGAAUGGUCUGAGAGAAAAACAAAACUUAAAGCAACACCAAAGCACUUUUCCUCUUCGGUCCCCCUACAGGUUG